AUGGGGCCCCAAGACACCAGUCCCUCCCGGAGCAAUCUCCUCGCGGGGACUCUAGUUUGCAUGCGCCCAGCCCAGGCUGGAGAGGAGCGCAGGCUCGGAUCCUGGUUUCGGCUGCUGCCUCCUCUUCCCGAGCACAAGGGUAGCGAGACUAGCUCUCUCGCAUCUCCCUUCUGCGCCGUGCAGUGCUGCUACCGGGUUGCACCUGGAACCGCGACUAACCAAGCGACGCCUCCCAGUUCUCGCGCCCUAGUUGUGGGCGGAAGGAACCGGGCGUCUGGACUACAUUUCCCAGGGAACCUUGCGCCUUCCCUGUCCGGCCGAGACGCAGGGUCUGCACUUCAGGUGCGGUCUGAGGGUGACGGCCGACGGGCCUCGGACUCCUGCUCCCGUGGUGCCCCGCGCGUGGCCGGCCCACCGCCAGCUGCCGCCCGCCCCGCGGCGGCGCUGUUUGUUGUCGGACUCCGCCGGGGCCUGCGCCGGCUCCGCCGCCUGUGGGCUGGCCCGCGCGUUCAGCGAGGCCGGGGCCGGGGCCGGGGCCGGGGCUGGGGCCUGAGCCGAGGCUGCGUGCAGGAGGAAGAGAGCAGUGACGGGGACUCCGACGAGGAGGAGUUUCAGGGUUUUCAUUCAGAUGAAGAAGUGGCUCCCAGUUCCCUGCGCUCUGCACUCCGAUCCCAGCGAGGUCGAGCCCCCAGAGGUCGUGGGCGAAAGCAUAAGACAACCCCCCUUCCUCCUCGACUAGCAGAUGUGGCUCCUGUCCCCGCAAAGACCCCUGCUCGGAAACGGGGUGAGGAGGGCACAGAACGGAUGGUGCAGGCACUGACUGAACUGCUCCGGCGGGCCCAGGCACCCCCAGCCCCCCGGAGUCGGACAUGUGAACCCUCUGCUCCCCGACGGUCUCGGGGACGGCCCCCAGGACGGCCUUCAGGCCCCUGCCGGAAAAAGCAGCAAGCAGUAGUCGUAGCAGAAGCGGCUGUGACAAUCCCUAACCCCGAGCCUCCACCUCCUGUGGUUCCAGUGAGACACCGAACUGGCAGCUGGAAGUGCAAGGAGGGACCAGGUCCGGGACCUGGGACCCCCAGACGUGGAGGACAGCCUGGGAGAGGAGGCCGUGGAGGCAGGGGCAGAGGCCGAGGUGGGAUUCCCCUCAUGAUCAAGUUUGUUUCAAAGGCCAAAAAAAUGAAGUCGGGACAAUUAUCUCUGGAACUAGAAUCAGGUCAGGGUCAAGGUCAACAUGAGGAAAGUUGGCAGGAUGCCUCCCAAAGAAGAGUUGGAGCUGAACAGGAAGCGGACUCUUGUUGGAAGAAGCAGGAGCAGAAACUGGAAGAAGAGGGAGAAGAGGAGGAGGAGGGAGAAGAGGAAGAGGAAGAAGAGGAGGGAAAAGGCAAAGAAGAGGGAGAGAAGGAAGAAGACGAGGAGGAAAAAGCUGUGGCUGAGGAAGAGGUGAUACUGGCCAAGGAGAAGGAAGAGGCAAAGCCACCAUCACCACCCCGGACUCCUCCAGCUCCUUCACCUUCUCCUCCUCUUCCUUCUCUUCCUCCUCCUCCUCCUCUUCUCCCACCCCCUUCAACAUCUCCACCCCCACCAUCCCCUCCACCNNCAGCAUCCCCUCCCCCGCAUCCAGCCCCAGAGAAGCAGGAAGAGUCCCCUCCUAUAGUCCCAGUGACAUGCUCCAGGAAGAGGGGCCGGCCCCCCCUGACUCCCAGCCAGCGGGCAGAGCGGGAAGCUGCUCGGGCAGGGCCAGAGGGCACCUUUUCUCCCACUCCGAAUGCCAGCACCACCACAGGAGGCCCUCUGGAAGAUAGCCCUACUGUGGCCCCCAAAAGUACUACCUUCCUGAAGAAUAUCCGACAAUUUAUUAUGCCUGUAGUGAGUGCCCGCUCCUCCCGUGUCAUCAAGACUCCCCGGCGAUUUAUGGAUGAAGAUCCUCCCAAACCUCCAAAGGUGGAGGUCUCACCUGUUUUUCGACCUCCCGUUGCAACCUCCCCACUUGCUCCCCAGGAAGCAGUGCCAGUCCCCUCUCCACCUCGCGUCCCAACCCCCCCAUCUAUCCCAGUCCCACUUCCUGAGAAGAGACGUUCCAUUCUAAGGGAACCCACAUUUCGUUGGACCUCACUAACCCGGGAGCUGCCACCUCCUCCUCCUGCUCCUCCACCAGCCUCAUCUCCGCCAGCUUCAUCCCCUCCACCUGCCCCUGCCACUCCCUCCCGGAGGCCCUUGCUCCUUCGGGCCCCUCAGUUUACCCCAAGUGAAGCUCACCUGAAGAUCUAUGAAUCGGUGCUUACUCCUCCUCCUCUUGGGGUUCCUGAAGCCCCUGAGCCAGAGCCUCCUCCUGCUGAUGACUCUCCAGCUGAGCCUGAGCCUCGGGCAGUGGGGCGGACCAACCACCUCAGCUUGCCUCGAUUUGCCCCCGUGGUCACCACUCCCGUUAAGGUCGAGGUAUGCCCCCAUGGAGCUCCAUCUUUGAGCAGCGGGCAGCAGCUUCAGACUCAGCUACAGCAGCCCCUGCAGGCCUUGCAGUCCCAGCUCCUGCCCCAGGCACUACCCCCACAGCAGCCACAAGUACACCCACACGUACAGCCACAGUUACAGCUGCAACCAGCUCCAUCAUCACAACACACACCACCUCUGGAAAAGGUCCGUGUUACAAGCAUGGGUUCCCUGCCACUGUCUGGGGUGGAAGAAAAAAUGUUCAGCCUUCUCAAGAGAGCUAAGGUGCAGCUAUUCAAGAUUGACCAGCAGCAGCAGCAGAAAGUGGCAGCUUCAAUGCCGCCAAGCCCUGCAAUACAAAUGGAGGAGUCUGUAGGGACGGUCAAGCAGACCCCAGACAGAGGCUCUGUCAAGUCUGAAGAUGAAUCCGUGGAAGCUAAGAGAGAGCGAGCUUCGGGCCCUGAGUCCCCUGUGCAAGGCCCUCGCAUCAAACAUGUUUGCCGUCAUGCUGCUGUGGCUCUGGGUCAGGCUCGGGCCAUGGUGCCUGAAGAUGUCCCCCGCCUCAGUGCCCUUCCUCUCCGAGACCGGCAAGACCUUGCCACAGAGGAUACAUCGUCAGCAUCUGAGACUGAGAGUGUCCCAUCCCGGUCCCAGCGGGAAAAGGUGGAAUCUGCAGGGCCUGGGGGAGACUUGGAGCCUGCAGGGACUGCGGGGGCCCUGGCCCACACCCCCCGACGCCCACUGCCCUCCCACCACGGCAAGAAGAUGAGAAUGGCUCGUUGUGGGCAUUGUCGGGGUUGCCUGCGUGUGCAGGACUGUGGGUCUUGUGUCAACUGCUUGGACAAACCCAAGUUUGGGGGCCCCAACACCAAGAAGCAGUGCUGUGUAUACCGGAAGUGUGACAAAAUAGAGGCUCGGAAGAUGGAGCGGCUGGCAAAAAAAGGCCGGACGAUAGUGAAGACGCUGUUGCCCUGGGAUUCCGAUGAAUCUCCUGAGGCCUCCCCUGGUCCUCCAGGCGCACGCCGGGGGGCGGGAGCUGGGGGGCCCCGGGAGGAGGUGGGAGCCACCCCCGGGCCCGAGGAGCAGGACUCCCUCCUACUGCAGCGCAAGUCAGCCCGACGCUGCGUCAAACAGCGGCCCUCCUAUGAUGUCUUCGAGGACUCAGACGACUCAGAGCCCGGGGGUCCUCCUGCUCCGAGACGUCGAACCCCCAGAGAACAUGAGCUGCCAAUGCUAGAACCUGAGGAGCAGAGCCGGCCCCGCAAACCCACCCUGCAGCCUGUGUUGCAGCUCAAGGCCCGAAGGCGCCUGGACAAGGAUGCUUUAGCCCCUGGCCCCUUUGCCUCUUUUCCCAAUGGCUGGACUGGAAAACAGAAGUCCCCUGAUGGUGUGCACCGGGUCCGAGUAGAUUUUAAGGAGGAUUGUGACCUUGAGAACGUCUGGCUGAUGGGUGGUCUUAGUGUGCUCACUUCUGUGCCAGGGGGACCACCGAUGGUGUGCCUGCUAUGUGCUAGCAAAGGCCUCCACGAGCUGGUCUUCUGCCAAGUCUGCUGUGACCCUUUCCACCCAUUCUGCUUGGAGGAGACUGAGCGGCCCUUGCCACAGCAUCAUGAUACCUGGUGCUGCCGCCGCUGCAAAUUUUGCCAUGUCUGUGGACGCAAAGGCCGAGGAUCCAAGCACCUUCUGGAGUGUGAACGUUGCCGCCAUGCUUACCACCCAGCCUGCCUGGGUCCCAGCUACCCAACCCGGGCUACUCGUAGACGACACCACUGGAUCUGUUCAGCCUGUGUGCGCUGUAAGAGCUGUGGGGCAACUCCAGGCAAGAACUGGGAUGUCGAGUGGUCUGGAGAUUACAGCCUCUGCCCCAGGUGCACCGAGCUCUAUGAGAAAGGAAACUACUGCCCAAUUUGUACACGCUGCUAUGAAGAUAACGACUAUGAAAGCAAGAUGAUGCAGUGCGCACAGUGUGACCACUGGGUGCAUGCCAAGUGUGAGGGACUCUCAGAUGAAGACUACGAGAUCCUUUCUGGGCUGCCAGACUCAGUGCUGUACACAUGUGGUCCGUGUGCUGGGGCGACACAACCCCGCUGGCGAGAGGCCCUAAGUGGGGCCCUACAGGGGGGCCUGCGCCAGGUGCUCCAGGGCCUGCUGAGCUCCAAGGCUGCGGGCCCACUGCUACUGUGCACCCAGUGUGGGCAGGAUGGGAAACAGCUACACCCAGGACCCUGUGAUUUGCAAGCUGUGGGUCAGCGCUUUGAGGAAGGCCACUACAAAUCUGUGCACAGUUUCAUGGAAGACAUGGUAGGCAUCCUGAUGAGGCACUCAGAAGAAGGAGAGACCCCAGAGCGCCGGGCUGGAGGUCAGAUGAAGGGACUCCUAUUGAAGCUGCUAGAGUCUGCAUUCGGCUGGUUCGAUGCCCGCGACCCCAAGUACUGGCGACGAAGUACCCGGCUACCAAACGGAGUCCUCCCCAAUGCGGUGUUGCCCCCAUCUCUGGACCAUGUCUAUGCUCAGUGGAGACAGCAGGAAUCAGAGACCCCAGAAUCUGGACAGCCUCCAGGAGAUCCCUCAGCAGUUGUCCAGAGCAAGGAUCCAGCUGCUUUCUCACACCUGGAUGAUCCCCGCCAGUGUGCACUCUGUCUCAAAUAUGGGGAUGCUGACUCCAAGGAGGCAGGGCGGCUCCUGUACAUUGGGCAGAAUGAGUGGACACAUGUCAAUUGUGCCAUUUGGUCCGCUGAAGUGUUUGAGGAGAAUGAUGGCUCCCUCAAGAAUGUUCAUGCUGCUGUAGCACGAGGGAGACAGAUGCGCUGUGAGCUCUGCUUGAAGCCCGGAGCCACAGUGGGCUGCUGCCUGUCCUCGUGCCUCAGCAACUUCCACUUCAUGUGUGCCCGGGCCAGCUACUGCAUCUUCCAGGAUGACAAGAAGGUUUUCUGCCAGAAACACACAGACCUCCUAGAUGGCAAGGAGAUUGUGACCCCUGAUGGUUUUGAUGUUCUCCGCCGAGUCUAUGUGGACUUUGAGGGUAUCAACUUCAAGCGAAAGUUCUUGACUGGGCUUGAACCUGAUGUCAUCAAUGUACUAAUAGGCUCAAUCAGAAUCGACUCCCUGGGCACCCUGUCUGAUCUCUCAGACUGUGAGGGUCGGCUCUUCCCCAUUGGCUAUCAGUGCUCCCGUCUAUACUGGAGCACAGUAGAUGCUCGGAGGCGCUGCUGGUAUCGGUGCCGAAUUCUAGAGUAUCGUCCGUGGGGACCAAGGGAGGAGCCGGUUCACCUGGAGGCUGCAGAGGAGAACCAGACCAUUGUGCAUAGCCCCACCCAUUCUUCAGAGCCCCUUAAUCAUGAGGACCUGCCAGAUACAAAUUCUCUGAUCCCUGGAGCUCCUGAAAACUACUCGCCCAUUCAGAAUCUGGAACCCCUGCUUCGGCCAGAUUCAAGCAGUGCUCCUCCUCUUACUCCCCGCUCCUUUUCAGGGGCUCGAAUCAAAGUGCCCAACUACUCGCCAUCUCGGAGGCCCUUAGGGGGUGUCUCCUUUGGCCCCCUGCCCUCCCCCGGAAGUCCAUCUUCUCUGACGCACCACAUCCCUACAGUGGGAGACCCGGACUUCCCAGCUCCCCCCAGGCGCUCCCGGCGUCCUAGCCCCUUGACCCCUAGACCGCCACCAUCACGGCGGGCCUCCUCUCCUCUCAGAACUUCCCCUCAGCUCAGGGUGCCCCUGUCUACCUCAGUCACAGCCCUCACACCUACCUCAGGGGAGCUGGCUCCCCAUGGCCUGGCCCCAUCUCCUCUACCACCCCCUGAAGACCUGGGCCCAGACUUUGAAGACAUGGAGGUGGUGUCAGGACUGAGUGCUGCUGACCUGGACUUUGCAGCCAGCCUGCUGGGGACUGAACCCUUCCAAGAAGAGAUUGUGGCUGCAGGGGCAGUGGGGAACAGUCAGGGGGGCCCAGGAGACAGCUCAGAGGAGGAGGCCAGUCCUACUACCCACUACGUCCACUUCCCUGUGACGGUGGUGUCUGGCCCUGCCCUGGCCCCAAGUCCCCUCUCUGGAGUACCCCGAAUUGAGCAGCUGGAUGGAGUGGAUGAUGGCACCGACAGUGAGGCUGAGGCUGUGCAGCAACCCCGGGGACAGGGGACUCCUCCUUCAGGACCAGUUGUGGGCCGAGGUGGGGUCCUCGGUGCUGCAGGAGACAGAGCCCGACCUCCUGAAGACCUGCCUUCAGAAAUUGUGGAUUUUGUGUUGAAGAACCUAGGGGGUCCCGGGGAGGGAGCUGCUGGUCCCAGAGAGGAGUCACUUCCUAUAGCACCUCCCUUGGCCAAUGGCAGCCAGCCCUCCCAAGGCCUGCCCCCUAGCCCAGCUGACCCCACACGGACAUUUGCCUGGCUCCCUGGGGCUCCAGGGGUCCGGGUGUUGAGCCUGGGCCCUGCUCCUGAGCCCCCUAAGCCUGCUACAUCCAAGAUCAUCCUUGUCAAUAAGUUGGGGCAAGUAUUUGUGAAGAUGGCUGGGGAAGGUGAUCCUGUCCCACCUCCAGUAAAGCAGCCACCUCUACCCCCUAUCAUUCCUCCCACAACCCCCACUUCCUGGACUCUGCCCCCAGGACCCCUGCUCAGUGUAUUGCCAGUGGUAGGGGUAGGAGUGGUUCGCCCUGCCCCACCUCCACCUCCGCCCCCACUCACUCUGGUGUUCAGCAGUGGGCCACCCAGCCCACCUCGCCAGGCCAUCCGUGUCAAGAGAGUGUCCACUUUCUCUGGUCGUUCUCCGGCUCCUCCCCCAAACAAAGCCCCCCGGCUGGAUGAAGAUGGAGAGUCCUUGGAGGAUACCCCUCAAAUUCCAGGGAUCAGUGGCAGUGGGUUUAGUCGCGUGCGCAUGAAAACACCCACAGUACGUGGUAUGAUGGACCUGGACAAUCCUGGGGAACCCCCUGGGGAGGAAAGCCCAGGGCCUUUCCAGGACCGGUACCCUUUACUGCCACUUCCAGAAGGUCCUCCCCGGUCUGCUGAUGGCCCCUCAGACCUGCUGCUUGAGUCCCAGUGGCAUCACUAUUCAGGUGAGGCCUCGAGCUCUGAGGAGGAGCCCCCAUCCCCAGAGGACAAAGAAAACCAGGCUCCAAAACGAGCUGGCCCACACUUACGCUUUGAGAUCAGCAGUGAGGAUGGCUUCAGUGUGGAGGCUGAGAGCUUGGAGGGGGCCUGGAGAACUCUGAUUGAGAAAGUGCAAGAGGCCCGAGGGCAUGCACGGCUCAGGCAUCUCUCCUUUAGUGGAAUGAGUGGGGCCAGGCUCCUGGGCAUCCACCACGAUGCUGUCAUUUUCCUGGCAGAGCAGCUGCCUGGGGCCCAGCGCUGCCAACACUAUAAGUUCCGCUACCACCAGCAGGGAGAGGGCCAGGAAGAGCCGCCUCUGAAUCCCCAUGGGGCUGCCCGUGCUGAGGUCUAUCUCCGGAAGUGUACCUUUGACAUGUUCAACUUCCUGGCCUCCCAGCACCGGGUGCUUCCUGAGGGGGCCACCUGUGAUGAAGAAGAGGAUGAGGUACAGCUUAGGUCUACCAGACGUGCCACCAGUCUGGAGCUGCCCAUGGCCAUGCGCUUUCGCCACCUCAAAAAGACAUCCAAAGAGGCUGUGGGUGUCUACAGAUCAGCCAUCCAUGGGCGAGGCCUGUUCUGUAAACGUAACAUCGAUGCUGGUGAGAUGGUCAUUGAAUACUCUGGCAUUGUCAUUCGCUCUGUGCUGACUGACAAGCGGGAGAAAUUCUAUGAUGGAAAGGGUAUUGGGUGCUACAUGUUCCGCAUGGAUGACUUUGAUGUGGUGGAUGCCACGAUGCACGGCAAUGCUGCCCGCUUCAUCAACCACUCAUGUGAGCCCAACUGCUUCUCUCGUGUCAUCCACGUGGAAGGCCAGAAACACAUUGUCAUCUUUGCCCUUCGGCGCAUCCUGCGAGGUGAGGAGCUCACCUAUGACUACAAAUUUCCCAUCGAGGAUGCCAGCAACAAGCUGCCCUGCAACUGUGGCGCCAAGCGCUGCCGUCGCUUCCUUAACUGAGGCCGUGGCUGCCCCAGACUCCUCAUAUGCCCACCACCAUCUCACCCUGGCCUGUGACUCCCUAGUCUCUCAAAGUGUCUCACUCCCACCCUCCUGUUCAUGGUGGAUGUGGGCAUGUAGUGGGGCAAGGGCCCUGCCUCCACCCCUCCAGCCCAUCCAGCAAUUGCCCCCUUCCUGUCCCGGGGACCCAGGAUGUAGAUAUUGUAUAAAAGUUUCUAAAUCCCUUCUUUUCUAUGCACUUUUUUAUUUAAGAGGGUGGGGUUCCAGGUGGGAAUCCCCCCACAAUAAAGUCUGUCAAUGUUUGGAGA
Molecule: messenger RNA, 8768 nt
Organism: Nannospalax galili (Upper Galilee mountains blind mole rat)
Lineage: Eukaryota; Metazoa; Chordata; Mammalia; Rodentia; Spalacidae
Gene: Kmt2b
Product: lysine methyltransferase 2B
Exons: 40
Coding region: 1-8460 (2819 amino acids)
Biological process (GO): positive regulation of DNA-templated transcription
Cellular component (GO): histone methyltransferase complex; nucleus
Molecular function (GO): DNA binding; protein binding; zinc ion binding
Source: RefSeq, a predicted model, not a curated record